AUAUUGUUCCUUCCAACAGGGGUUUAUGCAAUAAUCCAAGACUCUUCUCAGAGAUUUUGGGUUUCUGUUCUUCUCUUCUGGGUUUCUGUUCUUCUGCUCUCACAAUUCACAGCAACAAAUGGGUUGUUUUCCUUUUCAAGUUAAGGAUCUUUUAUGCUGUUGCUUCCUGAAAUAAACAGAUAAAUACCAAUUGAUGUAGAAACUGAGUGGGGGAAUUACAAAAUAUCCGGAGACAUACAACGAUUCUGUAAAGUUUAAUAUAUGAUAAGUAUGGAUGUGAAAGGUAUAACCUGGGUUGGGGGUGUAUACCAGAAAUUUGAGACAAUGUGCUUGGAGGUUGAAGAAGAUAUGUACCAGGACACAGUCAAAUUUGUUGAGAAUCAGGUACAGACUGUUGGUGCAAGUGUUAUGAAGUUCUAUGCAGAUGUAAUGCAAGAUUUGGUUUGUGACUCUGCAGUAGAUCCAGAGGCUAUGCCAGCCAAUGGGAACCCUGUAGAAAAUAACUUUCAUGUUGGUAGUUCUAAAAAAUCAAAGGUUAGCAAGAAAGGAGAGCCGGUAAAAGUUGAUGUUGAAAUAGUAAAUGGGGAUUCAGAGGUGAUUGCUGCAUUGAAUAUGGGUGUGGACCAUAAAUCAUUGUUCCAUGGACAGCACAUGGAUGAAUAUCGCAUGCUAUCCUCAGAGAAUUGUGCAAGAGGAGCGUGCUCGGAUGUAUACUCAAGACAAGACCAUGAUGGGAGUAAUUUUAAUAAUUCAAACUUGGUUGUCAAAGAAAACCCAAUCAAGGACAGAUUUCCCGGGGCAAUAGCUCCUCUUGAAUCUGAUUUGAGCAGGCACUCAACAUCCUGCCGUGUAAAUUUGGAUGAUACCCAUGAAGUUUUGAGCGACCAUAGAGAUACAGCUAUAACCCCAUCUAUAACCGAAGGUAUGACAUGGAAGUCCACAAGGGAAAGUUGUGUGAUUGCAAAUACAAGCCAAUGUACAGCUGAUGCUUCAGUUGACUGCCGAACAUGUAAUAUGUUUGUUUUGGAUGAAUUGGAAGCAAAAGAAUGGAAGGAAAUAUUAGAUUCAUCCUUUGGUUGCUCAUCAGUAGAAAGAAACGGAUCCUCUCCAAGUGGACAAGCACACUCUGAAAAAAAUGCUGACAAGGAAAUCUCUUCGUCUCAUCCUGGGGGUUUGCAUGAAUCCAACUUUCAUGCAACUGAGAGUAAUGCUGUUGUACAUGGAACGGAAACCAUUCAACAAUCUGAAAAGGCAAUGCUCGAGGAGACUUGUGUAAUGGUGACUGGUAAGGACGUUCGUUUUGUUCCUCACAUGGAAGGCAAGCGUAGGCCUUACAAGAAAAAAAUUCAGAAUGCUUUGAGAAUGAGAUCAGCAAGGAAGCAAGAGUAUGAGCAGCUUGCAUUAUGGUAUGGGGAUGAUGCAAAAUCAAAUUUAAAAGCUGGAGAACGUCUCAGGCAUUCUCUGACUGUGGAGGAGACACAGAAAUCAUUAGCUCAUGAAAUUUGUGAAUCUGAAUGGGAGAUUCUCUAGGUACCCUUGUAAAAGCUUGUGUAAAUAAACCGCCUCACUGCAGCCUCUCCUUCCUGGUCAUGGUGCCAUUCAAAAUUCCUAGCUUAGGAUAAAAUUUGUACCUAAGUGGGUAAAACGCCAAUUGUCUGAUGCUCUAGUCUUCAGUAUAUUAACAAUUAUGUAAUGGCCAUAAGAUUAAGUACUUGAGGUUUAUAUUACAAAUGGGUCCGACCCAAUAGAGUCCUCCCUUUAUGGUCACCAUUGUUAAUAAGUUGGUUACUAUUAUUGUCUAUGGUUAGCUAUUGUUUGUUCUGCUAUGCUGUAUUUUUUGCUUCUCGUGUUCUUUUCUAUUAAAUUUUUUGUUACUGGUUCAAAUAAGUGCCUAGAGGGGAAUAACGGAUCGUAGUUUCAUGCUUUUGCUACUGAUUGGAAAACGUAUUAACAACUGUGGAUGCACAAGUACUCGCACAUCUUGUUCGUAUGCUUGUACAUUAAUUUCUUCAGCAUAUUUGUUUAUUUGUCUAUUGUCUUUGCUAAAGAAAGCUAUAUUAGAUAAAGCACAUGCAGGCAUUUUACAUCCAUAUUCCAUACAGAAGGUAAAUUUUCAUGAUUUAGAAUACUCGAUUUUGGUUUGUCUGCUCGUUUAGACAGGGUACCCCGACAUGUAUUGGCAGCUGUUCAGGUUAAUAGUUAACGGCAGGUACUGUUUUUGUACAUUUCAUCUUUUCUUGUAAUUCCUGUCUUCUCUUUGACAUUUCAUUCAACCUUAUGAAGAACGAAGUAUACCAAGUUUACUAACACUCAUGACAGAUCAAACAAGAGGUUAAAAACUAAGAAUGACUUUGGAGGUGUCCAAGGCCAGCCUUUUCUAGGUAUCUGGCAGGCCAGGCAAACACCAGUGGCUGCAAUUAGCAUAAGUCUCCGGUUUUCUAUUUUGCAAAGCUAACAACUGCUUCCACUCCUUCGUUCCUUAAACUGCUGGAUGCGCAUCUCUUCCGUGCUGAGAUAGCUUUGUAAUGUUCAGGUACGUCACUGGGCGCUGCAUUGUUCUCUCAACAACUUUUAUAAUUUUCCCGGGAAAUAUUGUCUCGUUGGAAUCGUCUAAGAUGGGUUGGGUUUUGUUGCAACACCAAUGCUUUCCCCUGUGCUCUGGUGAAAUGCUCCGGAAGAGCACUCUGGUUUUAGUCACAUCCACAUUUUGAUCAACCCAACGUGCCCAGGUAUUCAUCGCCAUAUCAAAUGCUAAUUCAAUCUCCAUAUUCUCCACUGUUUUGCCAUCGUAUUGAAACAAGUCCCACCUGAAUGUCCGACUUCUAUUAGACAGACGCCUUGAAAAAUAUUCAUUCAUUUUCUUUAGUAGAUCACAGGUGACUUGCGUCUUGAUUUUCCUGUGCGCCCACCAGUGACCGGUGUUGAAUACCAUAAUGUCUGCCCCUUACUACUUCAUGGCUGAGGUUGUGACUCUUUCAAGCCUAAGAAUUCUAGCCCCGUUAUCUUGGUUCACUUUCUGCUGCAUUAGAAAUGGACUCCAGUAGAACUUCGACAGAAAAGUUGUACGCCUGCGGUUAUAGAAACAAGCAACACCUUCACAGUUAAGAAGUCAAGGUCCUGUUUUUUAUUUUCUUCUCCCGAGUAUGUCGCUUAUAUAUAAAGAAAAUAGUUCAGUGACAGAAGAUUAAUCGUAUAAAUGAAAACUAAACCUUCCUUAGCUGUGAAGACCUUGUAGAUGCCGCUUUUCACAUCGUCUAGGGUUUGAGAGGGAGGUAGAGCUGAGUAAAGAAGACAAGGUAGGGAUUCCCACUGGUCUCUGUUAAGCUGGGGAAAUCCGUUCUUCCAUUCCUUUGGCAGCUGACUUGAUCACUAAGAAACGUACACUGUGCCCCUUCGUGCAUAGGACUUCCCUUUGGAUCGUAAACCCAUUUUCCAUUAAGUAUGUUGCACUUGUCUUCUUCAUUCAAUUGUGUCACAUGUUCCUCGAAGUUUGCUUGUUGUAAGAACUGCAUGUUUGCAUCCGAUUCAUUGGCCGAUAUUGUUGAUGUUA
Messenger RNA from Malus domestica (apple), 3550 nucleotides. RefSeq lists its product as uncharacterized. The record is from RefSeq and is a predicted model, not a curated record. NCBI's taxonomy places the organism in Eukaryota, Viridiplantae, Streptophyta, Magnoliopsida, Rosales, Rosaceae.